AUGGAGGAAGCUUCACUUCUAGAGCAGCUGAGUGAUGAUCAGAAGAAUCGGCUGGAGGAUCUCCAAUGCGAACCAACUGACUGGGAGGAGAGUCUCUCUGACGCCGAUCUCGAUGAGUUCGAUGACGAACAGGUGGGCUCAUCCGAGAAACCAUUCGAGAAUCGUUUCCUCUGUCUUGAGGAGACCUUCCAAAAGGUGGCUCAGAACGAGACUAAGCUCCCGGACUUGCCAGAUGAGAAGCCCUGA
Molecule: messenger RNA, 246 nt
Organism: Perkinsus marinus ATCC 50983
Lineage: Eukaryota; Perkinsozoa; Perkinsida; Perkinsidae
Exons: 1
Coding region: 1-246 (81 amino acids)
Source: RefSeq, a predicted model, not a curated record